ACUCAAUGUUUGUUUGCACCUGUAGUUGCCGUGGGGUUUGGGUGGAGAGCUGAAGGGAUGCGUCUGUGGAAGCCCCGCCUCUCCACUUGGAAGGCGCUAUAAGACGUUGCUUGGGCUCGGCUGAUACCCGCAUUCUGAUAACGCUGCGCGGCUGUCCAACAGACGGAUGGAUUUAUAGCAGAGUUUCUUUUCGGGUUUACAGUUUCUAACUUUAGUUUUCCAACCGGUCAGCAUGGCUCUGGCUGAAGCAAUGACGCCUAUCUCCUUUCCAAGCAGUCAAGCCAUGGAAGCGAAACAGUUCGAACAUAUGUGCAAGGCGGACGAAUAUGCGCACCCCGGCGCAACAGGUAGCGCCUCCAGCCCGCUCCUUGAAGUGGAGUUCAGCAUCGUGCGCGCCCCCGCAGUGCUCCCCAAAGACGAUGACGACCUCGGCAAGUUCCUGGACAUCGAAUUCAUCUUGUCCAACACCCUCGACUCCGAUGUACUGAGCAGCAGGGGGAGCGUCUCUCCGCCGCAGCAGUGCGCUUACUCCCUGCCGGAGUCGCCGGAGAGCUGCGGCGGGGGUUCUGCGUUGGAUUGCAGCGACCGCGGGCACAAUCCCGCUGGCCUGGCCGCGCAGAGCUACCACGGCACGGUGAUCUUCGCGGACUCGAGUCCGGUCCGCAGCCUCAUGGCCGAGCUGCUCACGACGGAGAUCGGCUACCCGGGGGAGAGCUCGCCGGGGGGCGCGGGAAAGGCGAGAGACAGGCGGGAGUACACCGAACUGCGGGCGGUUAAUCCGGCCGCUCCCCCCCAUCACCAAGUGGCCGCCUCUCCUCCGCCGCUUGGAUACAAAAUUAAAAGCGAGCCCGUCGAUCAGUCUUGCAUGGUGGCCGCCGGUUGCGGGGACUUUGUGGGUCAGAUGUACGAGAGACCCCAGAUCCGCUCUGUGCAGCAGCAGCAGUCUGUUUAUGCGCACGGCCAGGCUGCAGGUCCAGACGCUUUGCCGGGAUUCAGCGCGCACCACAUGCAGAACUCUGUACCUCAGGGACGCACACACUGCCAUUUGGCGCAAAUGAACAGUCACCAUAGUCAACAGCAUCUCCAAAACCAGUACAUGAGCGCGCCCUACCAGCCGCAGUACGUGCACCAGAGCGUGGCGCAGUUUCCAGGACAGUACGGCGUUCACCACCACCAGCAGCAGCAUCCCGCAUCCAUGCAGGGCAUGACGCUCACCCCGCCGUCUUCCCCAUCAAUGCUGGAGUUCUAUGCGCAGGAGGAGGCGUUGAGCGGCAAACAGAAGCGAGGCCGCAGGUCGUGGGCCAGAAAACGCGCCGCGACGCACAGCUGCGACUUCCCCGGCUGUGGGAAAACCUACACCAAGAGCUCUCACCUAAAGGCCCACAUGAGAACACACACGGGAGAGAAGCCCUACCACUGCAACUGGGAAGGUUGCGGCUGGAAGUUCGCCAGAUCGGACGAGCUGACCCGUCACUUCCGAAAACACACCGGACACAGGCCUUUCCAGUGUCACAUGUGCGAGCGCGCGUUUUCCCGCUCCGAUCACCUGGCUCUCCACAUGAAGAGGCACAUUUAGGCCAGACUAAACUCAAAAGCAUCCAGAUCCAUUCUGAAGGUCGGGCCCCGCGGAGGGUCUCAGAAGAAGCACGGGUAGGCCCCUCCGCCUGCAGGUCCAAACAAACCCACGGAACAAAACGCCUCAAUGGGGACCCAACUGUGUGGGUGGGGGUGGGGGGCAUUGUCAGAGAGUGUUAUGCGCCCUGAUGGUGCCCUGAGGUACUCACAUGUGUGUUUUUUCAAAACACUGUGUGUCUCUCCAUUAGGAUCAAACUGAAUGCUUGUGUGUUGUACAUAGCUGUGCUCAUUUGAAAUGACUAAAUUAUAGUUUGUAUUUAAGACACGUCCUCGCCUGUCUCUGAAAUAAGUUAUUAAUUGUGAGGGUGCCUUAACAAGACUGCAUACUUGCUUCCCAAUUGUGGCUCACUCACGGUGGGCGGGACCCAGAACUUUGUACCCAUGUAAAUUGUAUUCCUGAAUGUUUACAUCUUAUAUCUUUGAUACUACUCAAAUCAGGUCAGGGUUUUUUUUAAAAUUGGUAUUUUUUCAUAUAUAUAUACACCUAGAUGUAUUGUUGUUUCCUUUUCGUCUGUGGUUUGCUCGAGCAAUGCUCACAAACUCAGGUACCAUGCUCAUUCUCGGCCCAGGAGCAAGCAGAGCGCCAAUCUUACUUCACUCCAGUCAUAUGUCUUUUGCAGCUCAGUGUUUUUUGGGGGAGAUAGAACCUAUUUUCUUAUGGAAUAUAUUUGUAUGUUUUUCUCAGAAUGAAGAAAUCCACUGCAACCGUUGUUUAUUCCUCUGUACUUGAAAAAAAAUGCCACUCAAGAUGUACCUUUUCUUUUCCUCACCGAUGCAAUUGUCUGGUAUAUCUGCAAGGGCUCCGAAAAUAAAAGUACUUUUACAACUAUGUCUGUCACCAACUCUUCCUCCAUACUCCACUUGAAGCUUUCUUAUUAUUCUGAAAUCAUUCUCAGCACUGUGUGGUUAGCUGAAGAAAAAUAUAAACAAAGCAUACCUUUGUUGUUUUUCCUUUGGCAUAUUAGUAAUAAAGC
Pungitius pungitius (ninespine stickleback) is the source of this 2609-nucleotide messenger RNA. RefSeq names its product Kruppel like factor 17 (gene klf17). Bases 233 to 1576 code for a protein of 447 amino acids. Gene Ontology annotation, molecular function: RNA polymerase II cis-regulatory region sequence-specific DNA binding; DNA-binding transcription factor activity, RNA polymerase II-specific. Gene Ontology annotation, biological process: regulation of transcription by RNA polymerase II. Lineage: Eukaryota; Metazoa; Chordata; Actinopteri; Perciformes; Gasterosteidae. The record is from RefSeq and is a predicted model, not a curated record. The transcript is spliced from 3 exons.